Ambispora leptoticha is the source of this 972-nucleotide messenger RNA. NCBI's taxonomy places the organism in Eukaryota, Fungi, Glomeromycota, Glomeromycetes, Archaeosporales, Ambisporaceae. The record is from the annotation of a GenBank genome assembly.
UUAGAAAGUGGACAGUAUUCAAAUGCUGAUGAGUUUGAGUCAGAUAUUCGUUUAAUGUUCCAGAAUUGUUAUACGUAUAACGGAAGGGGUUCUGAAGUAUAUAAUAUGGGGAAGAUGCUUGAAGCAGUGUUUGAUAAAAAAUGGUCAGAGAAACCUAUUCCUCAAUAUCGACGACAAAUCAAAGUUGAAGAUUUUUCAGAGUCGAAUAGUUCAUCAGAUGAAGAUGAAAGUGAUGAUCAUAGUGAUCACAUAAGAGCUUUGCAGAUACAUUUAGAAGCUCUGUCAUCAGAGAUUUCACAGAUAAGAAAGAAACAUAAACCGUCCAAAAUUAAGAAAAAACACGGUUCUAAAAAGGGUACUUUGACUCAACCAGCAGGAACGGGUAAAAAAUCACUAAAGCGUCCCAAAAAAGAAGCUAAAAAAUCGUUAAAGACACCUCGCAGUAUUAAAAAGCCUUUGAAAAGUCCUCGCUCGACAAUUAAACAAGAAGAAAAAGGUCUUACUCCUGUUCAGAAAGUUGAACUUGGACAUCGAAUUCAACUUUUAUCGGCUGACCAAAUGGCAGUUGUAGCUAACCUUAUUCGCGAGAGUGGUGCACCUAUACAGGAUGAAGAUGGCGAAUUUUCGUUUGAAAUUGAUUCUCUAAAUGUUAAAACUGCCAGAGAAAUGUACGACUAUGUGAUACAAAAUACGGCUGAAAAGGCCAAAGUUAAGAAGAAGCAACCGCCUGCAAAGAAACCUCGUACACAAUCUCUAGUAGAAGAACAAGAAGCACAGAUUCUUGCUCUUGAAAGAACAUUGGCAAAAUUUGAGCGAAACUCUGCCACUUCAACUUCUGAAGGUCAAAACGAAAGUGAUAAUUCGAGCGAAAGUUCUUCAGAUAGUCAAAGCUCUAAUGAUGGUACAUCUGACUCUCAAAGCUCCGACUCAUCUGGUUCAGAUUCCGAAGAUUCAGGCAGUGAGUCACCAUAG